This is a messenger RNA of Scophthalmus maximus (turbot), 2550 nucleotides long. Its product is annotated as polymeric immunoglobulin receptor-like. Gene Ontology annotation, molecular function: transmembrane signaling receptor activity. The coding region runs from base 375 to 1838 and encodes 487 amino acids. The record is from RefSeq and is a predicted model, not a curated record. Lineage: Eukaryota; Metazoa; Chordata; Actinopteri; Pleuronectiformes; Scophthalmidae. The transcript is spliced from 9 exons. Gene Ontology annotation, cellular component: plasma membrane.
CGUCAGUGUAAGUAUGAUUGUUGCUUUUUGUAGAUUUCUGGGAUGGCGGUUGAAAUUUAAAAGUGUUUCUCCACAUUUAUGAGAUGUUUCUUGAUAUUUUUUUAAUUCCCUGCGGGGCCGACACGUGACAGUCAGGUCGCGGUUUUUUAAUAAAAUUGCAUAUAGAUUUAAAUGUCUGAUGAACCUUGGUCGAGUUGAGCAUUGCAGACUGCCUACAUCAGUGGUCCAUUCAAGGAAUCCAAGUUCUGCAAACGCCUCAUGUCUAUUGAUAGCAGACAUUAUGGUGUUAAAUAAAGAGGAAGAAGAUAAGAAGGAGAAACCGCAGUCAACGCACUGAAGCCGCCGACAGAAACAGCUCCAGUGUCAGAACCACGAUGAACCAAGUGAAGCGUUUCAUUCUGCUCAUCCUCUCGCUGGCGACAGGCUGUGAGGUCGGGUCUGAAGUGACAGGAUGCGCAAACCGAUGGGCUCAAUUCUCCUGGAAAUAUACUAAACCAGACAAACUCAAAGAAAUCAAGAUUCCGUCCAAAUCAAUCAAAAUCACAUGCAAUAACGCAAUAAAAGGCAGAUGUCAUUGUUACCAUGAUACAAAGAGUGCAACAGUAUGGUUGGUUAUCAAAGAACUUAGACAGAACGAUGCUGGUGAAUACAGCUGUAUAUUGGACAAAGGACGAACUGAGUCAGUGAAACUGGAAUUAAAUGAGAAAACUACCUGCCAGAAAGCGCUUGAUCGAACUGCGUAUGCAACGGCUAAAACCACCAUCGCGUGCGAGUACCCAGACAACGAUCGGUCCAGUGUCAAGUUUUUCUGCAAAAAGGAAAAUGGAAUCUGUGAGGAAAUUGUAUCAACGCGAUCUUCUCAGAAGUCAAAGGGGAAGUUCACGCUCUCGAUCACUGGAAGAGGCUUCGACGUGUCCAUCAGCAACAUGUCCUCGCAGGACAAUGGCGUCUACUGGUGUGGAUUCAAAAUCGGCAAUGAUACAAGUCCAGGUGUUGGUCUGCGAAAAAUUAUACUGAAGGUUCAAAAUGCCACUUACUUCACAAGAUCCCCAAAGGCCGGAGAGAAUCUCACAUAUUGGUGUAUUUACAAGAAAGUUUCUCCGGAUAAUAUUUUCAUUUGUAAGGGAGAGGAUCCAUCGAUAUGUCAAACUCUAGUAAACACGACAAAGCCCAACGUCGGGAAGUUUUCCAUGACGGUUGACAAGCGGCAGAAGAAGAUCUUUGUAACGGUGAGAGGUCUGACGGCGGGUGACAGCGGGGCGUACUGGUGUGGAGCGGGCGCGACUGACCGAGGACGCAGCCGACAGUUCUUCAACAGACUCAUCUUGACUGUGGACACUGAUCCGACUACGCACACGCAACAUUGGCCCCACGCAGGCGAUGUUGAGACGAGUCGUCCUUCAGACCACGUGACUCCUGCACCAGAUGAGAGUCGCGCCGGAUUCUCUGAGCUCGUCGUCUCUGUGAUCCUCGUCUCUGCUGCCGUGCCGCUGCUGCUGCUAAUUCUGAUCCUCAUCUACAAGCGAUGUUCACACUCACACGGCUCAGGUGUCAGAGCAGCAGCACGGCAGGACGGAGAGGUCUGGAAUGACUAUGAGAUGCAGGAGCACGUCCAGACACCAGACGCAGGAAACGACCUCCACACAAACAUCUCUGACUCGCCAUAUUACAACACCAUCCACUUUCGCGCCGGCGGCGGGCCCCCGACCCCCAGACCGAGCUCCUCCGCCUGCGAAUACACAACUCUGAAGUUCGUCCGCGGCCCGAGCGACCGCGGAGCUGCGGAGGAUCCCAUCUACUCAAAUGUCAACGAGCCAAAGCUUGAUCGGAAAAUAUGAAAUCUACAUGAACUGGGGCCCAAGAGUUCAGGCUGGUUACACAGAAAGAACAGUGAACAGGCUGGUGCCUCGUGUUGGGCUCCAUCAGCCAGAGGCCGAGCCAAGCUGUAAACGUCGCUUUGCUUUAAAUGAAAUAUCAAAAGUGUUGAAGGAGACGUUCGUACUGAGGACACAUCUCAAAUAUCAGUUCUCUAACACGACAGAUUGGUCCUGUAAUGAUCAGAUUACGUUUGUCUGAGACGUUGAGAUUGUUCCUCACACGGCUGCGUCUCUAUCAGUUUGACAGAAUCUGCAUCGCAGUGGAAACAUCUCACAUCUCACAGCGUCAUCAGUUCACACGUACGUCAAACGCCGUGUGGUUCCGUCGCGGCUGCAGAUAAAUGUUGAAAACUCCACUGACACGUUCCUUCACAUGAUCGGGUGUGAACGAUAUGAUAUCCGAUUAUGAUUCAUCCUGAGGAGGACCAGUGCAGAUUUCUGCUCCCAGAACAUCCUGGUCACCAACGGUAACGGACGAAUGUGAACCUCUUGAAACUGACACUCGACCUUUAUUGAGCGUUCGUCUUCCCACCAUCUUUCAACCAGCCGAUCAGGACCAGUGCUCUGUGACUGACAGCAAAGAUUAAUGAUAUAUUAUAAAUCUUUUUACUCGCGUGACUCUUCACACAGCUGAUCCAUCGGUUCAGUUUUCAAAUUACAAACCAAGAGAAAA